Messenger RNA from Scophthalmus maximus (turbot), 2731 nucleotides. RefSeq names its product amidohydrolase domain containing 1 (gene amdhd1). The record is from RefSeq and is a predicted model, not a curated record. Gene Ontology annotation, cellular component: cytoplasm. The coding region runs from base 458 to 1756 and encodes 432 amino acids. The transcript is spliced from 10 exons. Gene Ontology annotation, molecular function: imidazolonepropionase activity. Lineage: Eukaryota; Metazoa; Chordata; Actinopteri; Pleuronectiformes; Scophthalmidae.
UGAUAAUUAAUCUGUCAAUGAUUUCAACAAUGUUUCUCAGGAAAUGUAAUCUGAAAUAUGAAACCAUUUUUUCUUUGGGUUGUAAUGAAGUAAUCCAACGUUGCAAUUUUAUCAUGUUAUAUACUUAAUUGGGCACCAGGAACUAUUGCGUCUCCCUGAUCAAUAAGAUUUAAAUCCAGAAGUUGCUUGAACGAGAACAGGCGUGAAAUAAAUUAGAAAAGGACAGAGGGGACAUGAAGGGGAAGCAUUUUGAAUUAAUUCAUUUUAAAGAUGUUAACUUUCUGAACUGAACAGCAGUGAGAUACUAGCUGACUGAUGUGAGACAAGCCCCUCCCUUCUCGGUGCACUUUAAACUCUUCACUCCAACAAAUAUUUGCCUUUUCCCAAACCAGUGUAAGUCCACUCAGUCUCGAGUCUGCGUCUCUGCUUCGGAACAAAUAAACUAAAAUAAAUCAAAAUGUCCAACAGCUACAGGCUCCUGGUGAAAAACGCCCAACAGGUGGUUCUGAUCUGCAGCGAUGGAGAGAAAUACCUGACGAAGCUCGGGAUGCAAAACCUGAGUGUCAUUGAAAACGGGAGCAUCGUAAUUGGGAGCGACGGGCUGAUUAAAGCCGUGGGACCAGCAGAAACCGUCAACGCUGAGUUUUCAGAGGCGACGUUUGAUAAAGUGAUCGAUGCUUCAGGGAUGUGCGUCCUGCCCGGUCUAGUUGAUGCUCACACUCAUCCAGUCUGGGCUGGAGACAGGGUGCACGAGUUUGCGAUGAAGCUGGCGGGCGCCACCUACAUGGACGUGCACCGGGCCGGCGGAGGGAUCCACUUCACGGUGGAGCGCACCCGGGCCGCCGCGGCCUCUGACCUCCUGACCUCGCUGAGCGGCAGGCUGGUCCGGAUGCUGCGAGCGGGCACCACCCUGGUGGAGUGUAAGAGCGGCUACGGCCUGGAGCUGCAGACGGAGCUCAAGAUGCUGCAGGUGAUCGAGGAGGCCCGACGCACGCUGCCCAUCAACAUCUCCUCCACCUACUGCGGAGCCCACGCUGUGCCCAAAGGGAAGACGGUGGCGGAGGCCACAGAGGACAUCCUGCAGGUGCAGCUGCCCCGGCUGAGAGAGCAGAUGUCUGCGGGGACUCUGCGAGUUGACAACAUCGACGUGUUCUGCGAGCGGGGCGUGUUCGACCUCGACUCGACCCGCUCCAUCCUGCAGGCGGGAAAAGAGCUGGGCCUCAACAUCAACUUCCACGGAGACGAGCUGCAUCCCAUGAACUCCGCGCAGUUGGGCGCAGAGCUCGGAGCAUUGGCCAUCAGUCACCUGGAGGAGGUCACGGAUGAAGGGAUAACGUCCAUGGCCGAAGCCAAAACUGCUGCGGUGCUUCUACCAACUACAGCCUACAUUCUACGGCUGCCUCAGCCUCGGGCCAGAGACAUGUUGGAAGCUGGAAUGAUCGUCGCCCUCGGCAGCGACUUCAACCCUAACGCCUACUGCUGCUCCAUGCCAAUCGUCAUGCACCUGGCCUGCGUCAACAUGAAGAUGUCCAUGCCCGAGGCGUUGGCGGCGGCCACCAUCAACGCGGCCUACGCCCUCGGCCGCGCCCACACACACGGCUCCCUGGAGGUCGGCAAACACGGCGACCUGCUGGUCCUCAACACCACGCGAUGGGAGCAUCUGAUCUACCAGCUGGGAGGACACCAGGAGCUCAUCCGCUACGUCGUCAUCAAGGGCGACGUCGUCCACGACAAUGACAAGACCUCGGACUUAUGAUCAAUGAGGAGACUGUCAAUCACACUAAGUCCAGGCUUCGUACUUCUUCCCCGCUCGGUGGAUCUGUUGGUAAAGCGUCAUGGAGAAGGCCAUGCCGAGGAGCUGGGGAGAAGACGAAAAGAAAAAGGCUUCACGUCAAAAAGGCAAGAGGACCUACCUGCUGCUGUUUUGGUGAAUUCACAAAUGAUGUAUCUGUAUGGUGCUGUAGAGUUUUCAGAGAUUACACUUUACCUGUAUGACCAGCACGCACAUGGCGAUGGUUCCCAGAAGGUGUUUGUUGUCAUCCAGCCACUCCUCUACUUUCUCAUAGCAACCCUGAAAACACACAACAACACCGGCAGUUAGCCAGUGUAAACUUGAUCAGUCUCAGGCUACGUCCUCAUUACUACGUAUUUGUUUUAAAGUGCAUCACUGCUGCUACGUUUCACGCCAGCCGUCCACACUACUCCGGAAGAGCGUUGUAGUAUGGAUGGGGCAGAAACGAUGACACGGUCAUCACCCGCAUCGCUUCCUGAUUGGUUGUUUGUGCAAGACAUUGUAAACGUGUUUACUUGUUUGUUCUUAAUCUGGUCAGAAGAACAUAACUGCACAAUCUAACAUUUCAACAAUAACGGCUUUGGUGCACUUGACAAGAAUCCGCUGUGAUAAAUGAUGAGAGACGAGUUCGAAAUUGUUAUACAAGAUUAUAUAAGCCACUUAUCACAAACUUAAAAAUGGUUUUAACUUUAACUGUUAAUGUCAAAUUAGAACCCUAAAAAGACAAAAACAAACAGGUAAAAUGUCUCUUGAUGCUAAAUCCAUUGCUCUAAAAUAACUUAGUUUGAAAACAGCAACUACUUAAGUCAAACAAGAGUGAUCAAUGCAUUUGUUCAGGACUAUUUUCAGCGGUGGAUGAAUAAAUAUUCUGUGUUAGUGAGUAUUUCAGGCAGCAGCAUGUUGUACAAGUGAACUCUUAAUAAACUCAAGUGUGUGCAA